Molecule: messenger RNA, 2130 nt
Organism: Melampsora larici-populina 98AG31
Lineage: Eukaryota; Fungi; Basidiomycota; Pucciniomycetes; Pucciniales; Melampsoraceae
Exons: 8
Coding region: 89-1936 (615 amino acids)
Biological process (GO): carnitine metabolic process
Cellular component (GO): mitochondrion; peroxisome
Molecular function (GO): carnitine O-acetyltransferase activity
Source: RefSeq, a predicted model, not a curated record
AAUUAAACUUCAUCAACAUCUCAUCAGGAACCAUCGUCAUCAUCAUCAACAUCGAUCAUUCUCAUCUACUCUUCAUCAUCUCAACAAUAUGUCAAACUCAUCUCAACCGAAAACCAAGAUCACCUUUGAAUCUCAAUCUACUUUACCAAGUCUACCAGUACCAGAUUUACAAUCAACUGCUGCUAAAUACUUUCACUCAAUCUUACCUAUAGUCUCGUCUCAAUCUCCAGAUAGUCAAACUGCUUCAGAUUCAAAUCCAACUCCUCAAUACAAACAGACUAAAUCAGCUUUAAAAGAAUUCUUAUCUUCUCCAUUAGUCAAUGAACUUCAAUCUAGAUUGGUUGCUAGAUCAAAGGAUCCUUCUCUUCAAAGUUGGUUAAUCGAUUGGUGGAAUGAUUUAGCUUAUAUGGCUUAUAGAGAUCCUCUUAUUCCAUUCUCGUCUUAUUAUAUUGCUCAUUUAUCAACCCCUCAAUCGAAAUCUCAAGAUGGUCCCACUCGAGCUUCCAAUUUGAUCAGAGCUAUGUUAUUCUUCAGAGAUUUGAUCUUAACUGAACAACUACCACCAGAAAAGACAAGGAAUGGUCCAUUGUGUAUGAACUCGUACAAAUGGUUAUUCAAUACUGUCAGGUAUCCAAACAAACCAUCUGAUACGGCCAAACAAUUCGAUCCUUACCAAAACCAACACAUUGCUGUCAUUCGUAAAGGCCGUUUCUAUGAAUUCGAUCUUGUUAAACCUGAUGGACAAUGGCUCUCAGCUAAAGAAAUCGAAGCUCAACUCCGUAAAGUGAUUCAAAGCGCUGGCGAUCAAGAGACUCCUGAUCCAAUCGGUGCCCUGACAUCUGAUCAUCGUGACACGUGGACUGAUACUAGAUCAGAAUUGAUUCAAUCCCCUCAAAACAUCAAAUCACUCGAACGUAUUGAAUCUGCUAUUGUCUGUGUGGCUUUAGAUGAUACAAGUCCUAUCACUCGUGACGAGCUUGGUUGGAAUCUCUGGUCAGGUGAUGGAAAGAAUAGAUUCUUUGAUAAGCAACAACUCAUCGUUUGUGAGAAUGGACAAAGUGGUUUCAAUGCAGAACAUUCUUGUAUGGAUGGAACCCCUGUAGCGACUAUGAAUGAUUGGAUCUUAUCUCGACUUGAGAACAAAUCCAUUGAUCUUGGUUCAAGCUCUGAUUCUAAUCUACCGACUCCGAAACCUAUUACUUUUGAGAUAUCAACACGUACUAAGGAGAAUAUCUCUAAAGCGAUUGAAAAUCAUCAAAAAUUGAUGUCGGCUCAAACGUUGGACGUUUUACAAUACGUAGGAUUUGGAAAACAAACAAUUAAGAAAUACUUCAAAGCUUCACCAGAUGCGAUUGCACAACUUACACUACAACUUGGACAUUAUAAAUUGUUUGGAAGUGUUCCAGUGACUUAUGAAUCAGCUCAAACUAGAAAGUUCAAAAUGGGUAGAACAGAAGUCAUUAGAGCUUGUUCAAUUGAAGCUUUAGAAUGGUGUAAGGCUAUGGUCAAUCUUGAUGUAGAUCAAGAAACAAAAAUUCAGAAAUUCAGAGAAGCUGAAAAAUCUCAUGUAAGGUAUGCUAAUUGGGCAAGUAAUGGAGAAGGAGUUGAUCGUCAUUUGUUAGGAUUAAGAUUAUUAUUGAAACCGGGAGAAAAAAUGCCAAAGUUAUUUGAAGAUGAAACUUACAAGAAAUCGACUACUUGGAUCUUUUCAACUUCUACUUUACCUUCUGAAUAUUUCAACGGUCUAGGAUAUGGACCUGUGGUAUCAGAAGGUUAUGGAAUUGCUUAUGCAGUAAAUGAUCAAUCUAUGAGAUUUACGAUUACGACUACUACUGGAAAUGGAAAAAGAUUGAAAGAAUCAUUACAAGAAGCUGCUGAAGAUAUUAAAGCUUUGUUAAUGAAUUCGAAUCCUAUAGUGGAAUCUUCCAAGUUAUAAGUCUUGAUUUCAUUUCAGAGUUUUGGAUUUGGAGUUUGUGUCUUUAGAUCGCAUGGUUCCUUUUUAUCAGUUUUGAUAGUUUGUUUUGGUGGUCUUGUCGUUAUGGUUUAGUACAGUUUUUGGUUGUAUUUCUAAGUCUUGCAAGUUCUUUGUUGAUUUGUAUUAUGAUUUUAUUUUUAUUUUUGAGUUGAUUC